AUGUCAACCCGCAAGAUCUGGGUUAGACGGCCAGGUGGUUCCCCAACGUUGGUGCCAAUUCUGGAUGAUGCCGUAGUGGAUGAGUUACGCGACCAGGUCAUUGUCAAAUUCACCAAUUCGUUGGGCAAGACGUUCGAUUCGCCCGACAUCGUGAUCAAGAUUGUCCCGCGCGAUGGCUCCACCAAACAGUCCACCCCGGAGCGGCUAUUGAACCCAGAGGAAUCACUGGCAUCGGUAUUGGAUACCUACUACCCCGGGGGGCAGCGCGUGGAGGAGGCUCUGGUCAUUGAUGUCCCGCCUCGUCGAACUCCUAAGCCGUCCCCGCGACCGAUGUACUAUCACCACUCCGAUCCCGUUGAACAUGGAGAUUACUUUUCCAUUAUGCCUAUGAAUCCCAAUGUCUCGACGCCCCCAACGCAUGCUUCCAGUGCUGCUACCAGUGUCAAUGCGCAUCAGACUCCGUCGAUAUCGAUUUUAGCUACGGGCAAGGCUCCUCCUCUCCCAUCUCCAGGUAGUACUCGCGCGAAUCGACAUGCCCGUCGACCACCUACGAUACGCCAUCCCACACAUCCCACAAACUCUCCAACGUCGUUGCAGACACCAGUGCCAAAAGUCGAAUCCGUGACCCCCGCUGUUCAAAGUCCUCAAGCAGCUCCGGCAGCUGCUACGCCACCACUCCCACCAGCACCCGAAUCUCCACAAUCUAAGACAUUGACUCCACCCACACGGGGGUCGUCACCGCGAGCACGGCCCUCUUAUAAGGACAAGAAGCCCAACAGUCCAUUGUCGCUGAGUGCCGCGUUCGGCGGUCUCAUCGAAGGCACCGUCCCUCCGAUCAACGUCCUAAUCGUCGAAGAUAACAUCAUCAACCAGAAACUGCUGGAAGCCUUUAUGAAACGUCUGAGUGUCCGUUGGAAGUGUGCGGCCAAUGGCGAAGAAGCCGUGAAAAAGUGGCGCCAGGGUGGCUUCCACUUGGUAUUGAUGGAUAUCCAGCUCCCCGUCAUGAACGGAUUGGAAGCUACCAAGGAGAUUCGACGACUGGAACGGUUGAACGGGAUUGGUGUCUUCCCCAAGACCCCUGAUGGCCGCUCCAGUGCCAACACCAACUCAUACUUUACGUCAGGGGCAGGCCAGGGAGUUUCAAGUACAAUCAAGGAAGAGGAUACACUGCAUGACCGGACACUAUUCAAGAGCCCCGUCAUUAUUGUAGCCUUGACGGCUAGCAGUUUACAAAGUGACCGUCACGAAGCCCUUGCCGCUGGCUGCAACGACUUCUUAACCAAGCCCGUCGGCUUCCCCUGGCUCGAACAAAAAGUCACAGAAUGGGGCUGCAUGCAAGCCCUAAUCGACUUCGACGGCUGGCGCAAAUGGCGCGGCUUCAACGACGACCCCGAACCCUCUCCCUCCCCCACAACAGACGGCCACGCGAGUCCCAUGCACAUGAGCACGGCAGUAACCAAGCCUCCGUCUCCGGUAUUACCGUCAUCAACCCGCAGCCCGAUGGUUAAGAAUCAGGUUGAUGGGGUUGUGCCGGUGGCGGCGGACGAAGGCGAAGGGAGAGCAGAGGAAGAUCCGCCGCAGCUUCCGGAGCAGGCGGAGAUUGUACGUGAGGAUGGUGAAUAA
Molecule: messenger RNA, 1623 nt
Organism: Aspergillus glaucus CBS 516.65
Lineage: Eukaryota; Fungi; Ascomycota; Eurotiomycetes; Eurotiales; Aspergillaceae
Exons: 3
Coding region: 1-1623 (540 amino acids)
Biological process (GO): osmosensory signaling via phosphorelay pathway
Cellular component (GO): Mcs4 RR-MAPKKK complex
Molecular function (GO): protein kinase activator activity; phosphorelay response regulator activity
Source: RefSeq, a predicted model, not a curated record